AUGUUUAUGCUUUGUUCACAGGAUCUCAGAAACCAUGGCGAGUCACCUCAUAGCAACAAGCACGAUUACAAUGCCAUGGCCCAGGAUGUAGCUGAGUUCAUCGAGGGUCAUGGUUUGAAGGAAACAACUCUCAUUGGACACUCAAUGGGAGCCAAAACUUCAAUGGCCCUUGCACUCCGCUCUCCUGAACUUGUGGCCGAUAUCGUUUCCGUCGACAAUGCCCCCGUGGACGUCUCACUCAGCAGGGACUUCCCCAAGUACGUCCGCGCCAUGAAGAAGAUCCAGGAAGCCGGUGUCACACGCCAAGCUGAAGCCGACAAGAUCCUCAGCGAGUAUGAGGAGUCUCUUCCCAUCCGACAAUUCCUGCUGGGCAACAUGUACCUCCCAGAGGGCGAAAAGGUGCGCAAGUUCCGCAUCCCUCUCGACACUCUUGGCAAGGCACUGGACAACCUCGGAGAUUUUCCUUACAAGAACCCCAACGAGGUCCGGUUUGUGAAACCUGCUCUGUUUGUUCGAGGUACCCAGAGCAAGUAUGUUCCCGAUGACGUGCUGCCUCUGAUUGGCCAAUUCUUCCCCAAGUUUCGACUUGUUGAUAUUGAUGCUGGUCACUGGCUCAUUUCAGAGCAACCUGAAGCGUUCAGACAAGCUGUCGUCGAGUUUCUUCAAAAGUCCGAGUGA
Messenger RNA from Fusarium tjaetaba, 678 nucleotides. RefSeq names its product Abhydrolase domain protein. Lineage: Eukaryota; Fungi; Ascomycota; Sordariomycetes; Hypocreales; Nectriaceae. Gene Ontology annotation, cellular component: mitochondrion. Bases 1 to 678 code for a protein of 225 amino acids. The record is from RefSeq and is a predicted model, not a curated record. The transcript has 4 exons.